CAGCCGGAGGCAGGAGUCCGGGCUCGGGCAGUGAGCUGGGUAGAGCCAAGCGCCACCGCCGCACUCACUCCGCCAGGACCCGCCGCAGCCUCCCAGCGCGCCCCCGCACGGAGCUGAGCGAGGAGCCGGUGGGGCAAGGGGAGCUGCGGAGCCCGCAGGGGGCAGGCGAGGGACCGACGGACGGACGCAGCCUCCCGGAGGGGCGCGGGCGGAGCCGCUGCCGCCGCUCCUUGGAGCAGAAGUUUGGCUGGCGCCGCAGAGAGAAAACUUUUCUCUGGGAGGCGGGGGCGGCAGACAGGAGCCGACGCUGGGCUGGUUCGGGCCGGACUUUGGGAUCCGUGACCUAACGCGGGGGCUUCUGUGCGGCUCCCCCGGGCCGGCCCGGGCGGCGGCGGCCGGGAUGUACCUGGCAGCGGUCUUGGCGGGGAGGAGGCGCCCGGGCGGCAGCGGCUGGCACCUGGGGGCGGGCUGGCUGCUCCUAGUGCUGCUGGGCGAGUCCGGGACCCGGGCGCUCGUCUGCCUCCCCUGCGACGAGUCCAAGUGCGAGGAGCCCAAGAGCUGCCCCGGCAGCAUCGUGCUGGGCAUCUGUGGCUGCUGUUUCAUGUGUGCCCGGCAGCGCAACGAGAGCUGCGGGGGCGUAUACGGGCUGCACGGAGCCUGCGACCGCGGGCUGCGCUGUGUCAUCCGCCCCCCGCUCAACGGGGACUCCAUCACCGAGUACGAAGUGGGCGUCUGCGAAGAUGAAAAUUGGGAUGAUCAGCUGCUUGGAUUUGAACCUUGCAAUGAAAACCUUGUAACAGGUUGCAACAUAAUCAAUGGGAAAUGUGAAUGUGACACCAUUCGCACCUGUAGUAAUCCAUUUGAGUUUCCAAGCCAGGAUACUUGCCUGUCAGCUUUAAAAAGGAUUGAAGAAGAGAAACCUGACUGCUCCAAAGCCCGCUGUGAGGUCCAGUUUUCUCCUCGCUGUCCAGAAGAUUCCAUUUUGAUUGAAGGUUAUGCUCCUCCAGGGGAAUGCUGUCCACUUCCAAGCCGCUGUGUGUGCAACCCUGCAGGUUGCUUGAGGAAAGUUUGCCAACCAGGCUACUUGAAUAUAUUGGUUUCUAAAGCAUCAGGGAAACCAGGGGAGUGCUGUGAUCUCUACGAAUGUAAACCAGUUUUUAGUGUGGACUGCAGCACAGUGGAAUGCCCUCCUGUUCAACAAGUUGUUUGUCCACUGGAUAGCUAUGAAACCCAAGUCAGGCUAACGGCUGAUGGCUGCUGUACUCUUCCCACAAGAUGCGAGUGUCUCUCUGGUUUAUGUGGUUUCCCCAUGUGUGAGGCAGGCUCCAUUCCCCAAAUAGUCUCACAUGGAGACGGAACACCCGGCAAGUGCUGCGAUGUCUUUGAAUGUGUCAACGAAGUGAAACCAGCUUGCAUAUUUAACAGUGUGGAGUAUUAUGAUGGAGACAUGUUUCGAAUGGAUGCCUGUCGUUUCUGUCGAUGUCAAGGUGGUGUCUCGAUUUGUUUCUCAGCCCAGUGUGGCGAGCUGCACUGUGACAGGUACUAUGUGCCAGAAGGAGAGUGCUGUCCAGUCUGUGAAGAUCCAAUACAUCCAGUUAAUAACCCUGCUGGCUGCUAUGCCAAUGGUCAGAUCCAAGCACAUGGAGAUCGAUGGAGAGAAGAUGACUGCACUUUCUGCCAGUGUAUCAAUGGAGACCCACACUGUGUGGCAACAGCCUGUGGACAGAGUUGCCUGAAUCCUGUUAAGGUACCUGGGGAAUGCUGCCCAGUGUGUGAAGAACCAACGUACAUCACAAUAGGUCCAUCCACAUGUGAGAUUUUGGUGAACUGCACUUUGACUGAGAGAGACUGUAUAUAUAGUUUCAGACUGGACCAAAAUGGUUGCCGCAUUUGUCAGUGCAAAACUAGAGAGGAGCUGUGUACUGGCCUCAUAUCAGGGUGUUCCUUGGACUGUUCCUUCGGUUUCCAGACUGAUGUCCACAACUGUGAGAUCUGUCAGUGCCGUUCAAGGCCUAAGAAAUGCAAACCCAUAGUAUGUGACAAGUACUGUCCAUUUGGAUACUUGAAGAACAAGCAUGGCUGUGACAUCUGUCGUUGUAAGAAAUGCCCAGAACUUCCUUGUGGUAAGAUCUGUCCAAUGGGCUUCCAGCAGAAUAAUCAUGGUUGUCUUCUCUGUAAGUGCAGAGAGAUACCAGAUUCUGUUAUGCCACCAGUUAAAACAGGCUCUUGCCUGUCAAUGGAUGGGCGUCGUCAUGAGAAAGAGGAGAGCUGGCAUGAUGGCUGCCGAGAAUGUUAUUGUCACAAUGGACGGGAGAUGUGUGCCUUGAUCACUUGCCCUGUACCUAACUGUGGCAACCCUACCAUACAUCCAGGACAAUGUUGUCCAUCAUGUCCAGAUGAAUCUAUUGUGCAGAAGCCAGAGCUCAGCAAUCCAUCUAUCUGCCAUGCUCCAGGAGGAGAGUACUUUGUAGAAGGAGAGACAUGGAAUAUUGAUUCCUGCACGCAGUGUACAUGCCAUAGUGGACGCGUUCUGUGUGAAACUGAAGUCUGCCCACCUCUUCUUUGUCAAAACCCCAUCCGUACACAGGAUUCCUGCUGUCCACAGUGCCCAGAUGAACCUCUUCAGCCUUCCUCUUCGAGCAAUGAAAGCAUGCCCAGUUACUGCAAAAAUGAUGAAGGAGAUAUUUUCCUGACAGCUGAGUCCUGGAAACCCAAUGUCUGUACUAGUUGUAUUUGCAUGGAUGGUGUGAUUAGCUGCUACUCCGAAUCUUGCCCACCAGUAUCCUGUGAGAGACCUGUUUUGAGAAAAGGACAGUGUUGUCCUUAUUGUAUAGAAGAUACAAUACCAAAGAAGGUGGUUUGUCACUUUAGUGGAAAAACAUAUGCAGAUGAGGAACGUUGGGACAUUGACAGCUGCACACACUGCUACUGCCUGCAGGGUCAGACCCUUUGCUCCACUGUCAGUUGCCCCCCUCUACCCUGUGUAGAACCCAUCAACGUUGAGGGAAGUUGCUGUCCCAUGUGCCCAGAGAUGUAUGUACCUGAGCCCACCAACAUCCCUAUUGAGAAGACAAAUCAUCGAGGAGAUGCUGAACUAGAAGCACCAAUUUGGCCUACACCCAGUGAAAAUGAUAUUGUCCAUCUCCACAGAGACAUGAGUCAUCUUCAAGGAGAUUUCAGAGAAGGCAUUGGACUACACUCCAGUGAAGAUACAUCUCUCAACUCUGUUGCCUGGGUGACAGUUCCCAUCAUGACAGCCCUGGUUCUUAUUAUAGCCCUUCUGCUUGUCAAUCAGAAAAAGCAGUGGAUACCAGUGUCCUGCUACAGAGCCCCAACAAAGCCUUCUUGCCUAAACAAUCAGCUGGUAUACGUGGAUUGCAAGAAAGGUACCAUGGUCCAGGUGGACAGUUCUCAGAGAAUGCUAAGAAUUGCUGACCCAGAUUCAAGAUACAGUGGAUUCUACAGCAUGCAAAAACAGAACAACCUGCAGGCAGAUAAUUUCUAUCAAACAGUUUGAAGAAUUGCACCUUUGCCAAGGAUUUGAGAAAGAAAGAAAGCGAGAGACUAAGUCUGCUAUUAAAAUAAAACUAGAAUUGUGCACUUGCUUAGUGGAUUGUAUUGGAUUUGUGACUUCAUGUACAGUCUAAGACCUUACUGGGAUGGGCUCUGACUCCUGCAAUGUGCCAGAACAAACAUUCCCACUUUUCCUUGCGAUAACUGACCAAGAGUUUUCUUAGAACCAAAGUUUUAAAACUUGUUAAGAUGUAUUUGCUUGUAACAUAGCUAUAGAGAUUGUUUGGGUGGGUGAAUUUGGGGUUGGGUGGUGAAAUGAGAGAAAGCUUCAAAGAAAGAAAAGCUGGUCAAGCUUGGCUCGGGGAGAGAACAAAUAAAGAAUAUUGCCAAGCAUCAGGAUGGUGGCUUUUCUUGUUGCUCUGAAACUGCAUUUGUUGCAGCAAAGCCUAACCCCACAUGGAAACAGAAAACAGAGGUCUGAUUUUUUUUUUCCCCAGCUGUUGCUACAAAAGUAUACUCCUAGAACAGAACCUGUCAUGUCACAGGUAUGGUGUAGCUGCAUAUAUUUUUCUAUAUGACAAGAAGCUGCAGUAGUUAAUGAAUAGCAAGGAAAAGGUUAUAGCAGAAUAUAAAGGGUGGGUUUAUUAAGGAUGUAUAAAAUUAUACCUUGUGCUGCUUUUUGUUUUAAUUUUGUUUUCUGCAGAGCUGAUUGGCCAGAUUUUGGCAGAGUUAGCAAAUGACUGAGGCCUAAAUAAUUCCUGAUAUGAGCACUGGAUCUUUUGAGGGCAGUAUUGAAGGAAGGAAGGGAAAGUCAAGAACACCAUGCAGUUCCAGGGGCUUUUGUUUGUUGUGUUUUUGUUUUGUUGUUAAUCUCUGGUUGUUCGGACAAUUUCAGUGGAGGAGAAGGAAAAAUAUUUUUGUUGGACAAAGCUCUUGCUUAAAUGAAAGAGUAAAAAAGAGACUGUUUUAAGGUUUUUCCUGUUCUUAUUUACUGGUUAUGCAGAUUAGAAACUACUUCCAUGCUAGGAAGCUACUUAAUUUUAAUUGUGUAUUACUCAAGCACCUUUUUUGAAGCUCAGAAAAAAGGAGAUCAUGCUUCUUUAAACAUUAGCAUUAUAGGAAUAUUUAUGUAAAUAUAAUUAUGCUAAAAACAACAAAGUAUUUGUAUGUCUGUGUGUAUAUAUGUGCAUAUAUAUAAUGUGUGUGCAUACACACAAACACACUAUAUAUGUAUAUGUGUA
Molecule: messenger RNA, 4754 nt
Organism: Gopherus evgoodei (Goodes thornscrub tortoise)
Lineage: Eukaryota; Metazoa; Chordata; Testudines; Testudinidae
Gene: CRIM1
Product: cysteine rich transmembrane BMP regulator 1
Exons: 17
Coding region: 401-3517 (1038 amino acids)
Cellular component (GO): extracellular region
Molecular function (GO): protein binding; serine-type endopeptidase inhibitor activity
Source: RefSeq, a predicted model, not a curated record